GAUGAUGUAACGUGGCGCGGAAGCGCGAGCCAGGCCGCCAGAUGUGCAGGCAUUGGAGGUGGAGGAGAAAGAGAUGGACCCCUCGGACUCGGCCUCGAGGGUCUUCUGUGGCCGCUUCCUCAGCAUGGUGAACCCUGAUGAUGUCAAUGCCAUCAUCCUGGCCCAGAAAAACAUGCUGGAUCGCUUUGAGAAAACCAACGAGAUGCUUCUGAACUUCAACAGUCUGUCCAGUGUUCGACUGCAGCAGAUGAGUGAGCGCUUCAUGCACCACACUCGCACCUUGGUGGACAUGAAAAGGGACCUGGACAGUAUCUUCCGCAGGAUCAGGACACUGAAGGGGAAGCUGGCCCGGCAGCACCCAGAGGCCUUCAGUCACAUCCCAGAGGGGUCAUUCCUAGAAGAUGAAGAUGAAGACCCCAUUCCACCCAGUAUCACCACAACCAUCGCCACCUCAGAGCAGAGCACAGGCUCCUGUGACACCAGUCCUGACACCGUCUCACCAUCUCUCAGUCCUGGCUUUGAGGACCUGUCACAUAUUCAACCUGGUUCCCCUGCCAUCAACGGCCACAGCCACACAGAUGAAGAGGAAGAGACACCUGGAGAAUAGCCCCCCUUCCCACCAUCCCAGAAAGGCUCAGGGCAGCAGUGGUCCUCCCGGGGUCACACUUGGUCAGCUUUGCCGCUCCAUUCUGUCAUAGGCAGGGCCCCUAAUCCCUGCCUCUCCUAAGAGCAGGAUUUCCCCAUGCCAGGACAUGCACCCUAGCUGGGGCAGUGGAGCUGGCUACAGGUAUCCUGGAGCUUAGCCUGGGCCAGCUUUCAAAGUACUUCUAAAGUCCCCAGAGACCAAAGCCAGAUGUCCCCCAAGGUAGAAGGUGCUUGCAGGGCUGAGCUUGUCCCUAACCCUGGCAGCUGCUGAUUUAACUCUGAAGUGUUGGAUUUGAGGAGAGUUAGAGAGGUAGAAGGUACAAGAUAGAGGCAGCCUUGACCCUGUGGGGAGCUGUUUCUCACAAGUCUAGCAGGCAUUUCCAGGAGCCGGGCUGGCAGUCCCUUAGAAAACAACUGAAUGGAAUAUUUUUGUACUGAUGUUUACAGAUGCUGUCAGAAGUUCUCAGUAAAGACUCUUAAAGGGAA
Molecule: messenger RNA, 1131 nt
Organism: Phodopus roborovskii (desert hamster)
Lineage: Eukaryota; Metazoa; Chordata; Mammalia; Rodentia; Cricetidae
Gene: Kxd1
Product: KxDL motif containing 1
Exons: 5
Coding region: 74-607 (177 amino acids)
Biological process (GO): lysosome localization
Cellular component (GO): BORC complex
Source: RefSeq, a predicted model, not a curated record